CAGCCCCCCCUGGACCCCGCAUUUGCAUAAGCCCCUACACCAUCUCCUCGUCGUCCUCCUUGGCGGCAACAGGGCUUCUGAUAGAGCUUGCCAUCCAUUCUCGUCCUCAAAGGUGGGCCAAGGUCUCCCUUCCAGCCUGACAUUGUGCGCGUCAAGGGGGCGCGACCCGCUCCCACAUGGACGGCAUCAACCUUGCAAAUGCCAAGGCGCAGUGGGAUGAUGCUCUCAGGGCCGCCUUGAACUCAUUUCGUCUUCUCACCUCGCAGACCGAUGCCAAGAGCUGGAAACCAGUCCCACCGCUGGCACAGUCCUCCAGCCAUACAGGAGGCGCCAUAGGUGGACAAGCAUCUACUUCUGCGUCUUCUGUAGCUACUGGCAGCGGCUCAGCCACUUUCCCCAGAGCAGCAAGAGAGCGGACAGUGACUCCCCAGGCAUCCCGUCUAUUUGCUCCUUCCAGCCCCCUGUCGGCUCCCUCGCCCAAAGGAAAGGCAGUCGAUCGUAGACGAGCCAGUGUCGAUCUAAAGGAAUUCAACAGCUCUACCGUCCCCGCACAUGAGUUCCCACCAUUUGCGCCUCUUCUGGCAGACCCUUCCUCGGUCAAGGUGCACCGGAGAAGCGGAGGAAAAGCAGUAGGCCUCCCGGCCGGCGUAGAUGUGUACAGGGCAGUAGUGGAAGUCCCGUAUGAGGGAUCACCAGACCUGGAUCCGUUCCGUAGCGCAUUGACAACGCCGGAGGCCAGAACGAAGUGGGACCGGAUGGUGGAUGAGGCCGAGACAAUCGAGAUGCUGGACCCUCAGACUCGGAUCACCAAGACCAACUUCAAACUGGGAUGGCCAGCGAGUCCUCGUGACGCCAUUUGCAUCUCACGGUCCAUCAAUGAUGGGAACACACUCAUUGAUGUUUCCACCUCUCUCAAGCGCUCCGCCGAUGCUCCAGCAUACCUCCGUCCGGCUCCGCCCUAUGUCAGGUCGCACGUUCAUCUCGCUGCCUGGUGUGUCCAGCUGCCUGAAGAGAAGCAGAUGGAAUCCGAGCAAUCACGUAUACGCGUAACAUUAUACUGGUCAUGGGAUAUCAAGGGCAUGUGGGUAGGAAUGCCGCCAGGCGGGCUUGGCUCCCACUCGGUGUCACUCGUUACUGGCCUACUGUCCUUCGUUCGACAGGGCUCUUCCCACCUGCCAAGUCUGCGAAAUUAUGGGUCCACAGUGGAGAUACUCUCGACAUCUUACGAUACUAGCAGGGAUACGUUGUCCACGGAGUACUGUGUGCUAGCAGAUGAAGGUGACGAGAUUCGAGGCGCAUCACUCGAUUCGGCAAAGCCUCAAGACGCACUGGCGGAGGCAAUCCGAGCCCAGCAGCGGAUCCUGGGCAGUGGUAUCGAAUUUGCGUUGCCAGCAGAAGAGGGAUGGGACGUUAAAGUGCAGGUCAGGAGCCAACACACCGCUGAAGAAGGGGACCCUAGAAGAGGGCAAGGGUGGCAUACAUCUGCCGAAAGAGCGAAACAGGAUAAUGGCGCACUGUCCAAUUUGGUGACUCUUCGGGUCACCCACAGUCCUCUGCCCUUCUACGAAGAGAGUACCAGAGUCAAGAUCUCCAUUCAGAGGAUAGCAGCAAGUUCAGACAUCAGACUCAGGAUCAAUGACGAGAAUCACGACGUAGUGGAGACAGGCUCCUCGGCAGAAGCACUUGUGCCCGUUCCAAAUUUGGAAGAAGUGGGCCUGCUCAACGAUUCAGCGAGCCUGUCAGGCAUCAGCAUUGCUAGCCUCAGCUCGCAAGAGACGCCCGGCAUCAGUAAUGUACAGCCUGAGGGACGUUCGCACAAGCAUUCCGAAAGCGUGCACCAAUUCUCUUCCAGUAAGCGUAGCUCGGCAAUUGCUUCCAUCGUCCGCCGCAACUACAUUUACUUCACAUCAAUGCUACAAGAGCCGGAUGCCAAGUGGAAACACCUCAGUGACAGCAAGGGUGUGGCAGUCACACAGCUCGACAGCAUUGACCCCACACUGGUGGUCUACAGAGCAGAAGCUACAUUCGUUGGCGUCGGAGUGUGGGACAUUCUCGCCUCGGUCAGUAGUCCUGGAACACGGCCAUACUGGGACAAGAACCUGGAAGACGCCAAGCUCAUUGAGGAUUUGGGCGAUGUGAGUGCAGUCUGGCACACCAAGACGAAAGCAGCAUGGCCUGUUAGCCCGCGAGAUACGGUCAUGGUUGAGACGUCCUACAAGUCGCCCUCGUCAGUCCACCUCUUCUCAUUCUCGACCGAUGACCGAGGCCUGUUUCCUACCAUACCGGCUCCGGUCAACGGUACCAUCCGUACGCAAGUCGAUCUGCGUGGUUGGAGUAUAGAAUCGCUCAGUCCCACGACUGUGCAUGUCACGUUGAUUGAGCAGAGUGAUCCAAAAGGCUGGACCAGCAAGAGUGCCACACCGACAAUGAUGACGAAUGCAGUCGCUGGUGUGGGAGAGUAUGCUAUCAAAGUCGGAGCCCCUCCGCUUUUGACUCGUCUGCUCGGCGCCACUCUGACGGAUUCGAAGUACGAUCACGAGAAGGGCUUCUACCGCCUGGAAUAUUGUCAAGAUCCCGAGCAGGCGAACGAAGCUUCGCAAAAUGUGGAAUGUGAGCUACGAUGCGACAUCGAAGGGUGGUCACAAAACCUCGAUCUUGUGGUCGAUCCACCUCCGAUCAAUGUCAGCUGCCUGAGAAGGCAUAGACUAAGCCCGGGCGGUGGAGGGCUCUGGCUCACCAUUGAGCAUGUUCCUGAAAGUCUCGAAGACGACAUUGCGAAGGUCACCGUGCGCAAAGGUGGCCCGGGGGGCAACAAUGGAGCUCCGAAAGAGCGAGGUACAGUCAUAGUGAACGGCGCUAGGAUGAAAGUGGACGUAGAUGAACUGAAAGAAGGAGAGGCUGCUCAAUUGAAAGAGAAGAAGCGGAGCAAACCUCAAAGGAUCCCUCUGGAUCUUUUGGCCGGCGGAAGAUCAGGAGCCGUGGGAGGGGCCGGCUCUGCAGGUCGCCGAGGCAGCGCAUCAGUCAAUUCGCUCGAUGAUUACCCUGCGAGCAUCCCUUCGCGAGUAGGUACGCCGACUCCGCUGGAGGACAAGGGUACUUCUGCUCCGGCAACGGGAACGCCCUUUUCCGACAAGCAGCCGAAGUUCCCAAUGACACCGGCCCUUGAUGUUCUCUUCCUCCUACGACGCAUCUAUGCAGAAAGAAGUCCCGAUCCAGCAGUCACUCCGGCUGGCUGGGCUUUGGUAUCUCAUCGCAACGGACUCUAUGUGAGAAGGAAGGUCAUGGCUUCCAUCUCCCCUACCGUUGCUGUUCAGCGCGGUGACAAGGUCGUCCAAGGUCUCACGGCGGAAGAUCUGGUCACGGCAGUCUCAAGCCUUGGCUGCCGAAAGCAAUGGGACGAUAGAGUAGAGAGCACUAGAUUUCUAGAGAGCUACGGCAAUGGCGUCACGUCCAGCUUUAUAACAUCGACGGGCGCCUUUCCUUUCCGAGGUCGAGGAUUCUAUCUGGCUAGCCUGACAGCGAAGGCUUUGCCGACCGUUCUGCCCACCUCGUCGACUUCGUCUUCGUCAGUGCACUCGCAAGGCGUAUACUACCACGCUUCCGCUUCCUUCCCGGAGCAGACUUCUCGCUUCAGCCCUUCUCAGCUGAACAGUGCCGGUUAUCCGAUUGGCAAGGUCCUCGUAGACGGCUGGAUCUUCGAGACGUUGGAUCCCUAUAGCUCAACUCUGAACUAUCAGAUUCCGUCCACGAGAUGUACGCACAUCGUAGCCAUUGAUUACGCCGGAAGUCUACCGGCAGCGGUCAACACCAUCUGGAACUCGAACCUGCCCAGGAGCAUUUUGUCUGUGGAGGCUUUCCUCAAGGGCAGAGGUGCAGUACCGGCUGUGAGGUCACCCCCUGCUUUCCUGCAAGUGCUGGGUGACGGAAGGGACGAAGACCAUGACUACACAUGGGUGGUUGAAGACGAGAAGUCAAGUGAGGCGUCACCCAGCCAACCCCAAGCAACGCUUCUGUUCAACAAUUUCUCUCCUACUGCAAAGAGGCUCGAGGUCCUGGUCCUUGUUUCGGCCACAAAGACGAUCAAGUCAGAAAGCAGCAAUGGCAGUACCACCCCCAACCCACCCGUGACUCCCUCGAAAGCAUCGUCAAAGAAGCCGACAGCAGCUCUCCUCAGUAGUCCAGCUGCUGCGAGGCCUACUGUCACCGAUCAUGAUCCGAUGACGCCCCUCAAGCCGACCGCGUUGACGUCCGAUCAAAUGUCCCUUGCUCGCAAGGCCAGCUCGUCGUCACUUCGCUCUUCUGCCACUGUCAAGACGCCGACGCCUUCCACCUAUCGAGUGCCCCGUAUCUCGAUGAACAAGAAGGGUCAACAGAGUCGGCCUACUCUCAUUGCGGAUGUCGAAAUCGAGCUCAAACACUACAUGUCUGGCUACAAGAUCGAGAUCUUCUCAGAGUUCGGUGCGGAAGUAGGCAAAGAGAAGAAGAUCAUCGAAGAAAAAGCAGACACUGGCUCACGUGUCUCAUCGCUCAACGUAGCGGCAAAAGCCAAGAAGGAUCUUCCCAUCGAGACCACAGUGUAUGACUUGCCCCCUUCGGCAGUACUCGCUGCUACGCUUGACCCCUCUGCACGACCCCGUCGUCACCUUUUGCGGCUAUCGUUGCCCACGGAAAGCGAAGCAGAGACCAAAGGCGAUGGUGGUACGGAACGCGCAGACUCAUCAUGGCUCAAACAGAUGAAGGAGAGAGGUGCCACGAUCCGAGUCGUCGUCCGACCGGUUCGCUCGGAAGCGUCCUCAAUUGGGGUCGAGGUCCAGGCUACUGCCACUGCCCCUCUUACGGAUGAGCAGAAGGCGGAGCUGAAGAGGGAGGCAGAAGAGAUGGACUCACAAUCUGUCCCGGUCCAUCUAGGAGGGCAGAAGCUUGAAGUCGUCCAUGUCAAUCAGACUUCUGCCAUGCUGCAGAGAGAGUCCGAGAUAGGUUCUGGCCUCACCCGGCUGAGAAGGUUGCCGCGGCGUAAUGCAGCCAGCAGUGCUGCAGGAGAGACCGUCAAGGCAGAAGAUCAGAUCCCUCCAACGCUCGCUCAGCCCAUUGCGGCCGCUCUAGAGCUGAAGGAACCCCCAGCUCCACCACCUGAGGCUGCGAAGCCCGCAGCGGUGGCGCCUGUUGCUUCUGCUCCCGUGCAAGUUGGUGCAAGCUCUAAAGCUUCGACUGCCAGCAGUAAGGAGCCUUCGAAGCCUUCCAGUGAAAAGGAGGCUGCGGCUAGCAGCACGCAGAAGAAGGAACCGAUCACUGCGUCUUCAGCUACUGCUCACCUCAUGGGCCUACUUCAAUCCUACCCUCUCUCACGUCUGAAUCCAUCAACCGCUGUCUCGACCGUCUCAGCAAAUGGAGAAGCCGGUUUGCGACAGCGAAACGGAGAUGCGACAGGGCCUGUCGACAAGGGCAAAGCUUCAGCUCAAGGCACGGGUGAAGGUGCAGAUGCGGCUGGCCAAGGAUCGGCCGAAGCGGCUAGGCUGGGAGCUAAUGCGCCGAGGAUACUGGGCGGCCGGCUGUUCCACGAAGCGCGCUACAGUCUAGCAACGCUGCUUCUGGUGGCCAUCAUUUGCUUCCUCGCUGGUUCACUGAUCAGGGCCAUGCUCUCCCCAGCGGACUUUAUCUUCUACCCAUCCAAGGGGUCUUUGACGCUGCCUCAAAGUGAUCAGCCAGAUGCCCAAGGUCUGAAACCCCUCACGAGUCACGCGGCCGGAGCGGCAGCGGCGGAGAUUCAACGUAUGCUUGGUCAGCAUCAUCAUGAUCAUGGGAGCAUUGGUUUGCCUAUGGGAGCUGAUGGCGGUGGUGUUAGUGGUCCUGGUGGGUCCGUUGCGAGUGGUGGAGCUGCAAUUGCCUGGCGGAGGAUGUUGCGACUGGUAGAGAUCAAGAGGGCGAUUGCGGGUAGAUUCGAUCUGGUCCUGGCGGUGGUGGACCGAAGACUCUGAUGUACGGACAAGGAAUGUCACGAUGGUUGAUUUGUAUGUCUACCUCUCGACAAAUACAUUCUACAUUCACACAUG
Messenger RNA from Microstroma glucosiphilum, 6050 nucleotides. RefSeq lists its product as hypothetical. The record is from RefSeq and is a predicted model, not a curated record. The coding region runs from base 177 to 5975 and encodes 1932 amino acids. The transcript is spliced from 4 exons. Lineage: Eukaryota; Fungi; Basidiomycota; Exobasidiomycetes; Microstromatales; Microstromataceae. Gene Ontology annotation, molecular function: lipid binding.